CGUUUAGGUACGUCCCUGCCACUGUAACUCGCCAAACUUUCCUGUCACGUCUUCCACCAGCUGUCCGUUUGAAGCUGAAGAUACCUUCGCCAAACCUUCAUUUUCCCCACGAAAAAUCAUAGUAAAAUCCUCCUUUUCUCUCCUCCUCCCUCCGUCCUACGUCGGUCUCUCGCUGUCAUCAUCACGACCCCUCCGACGGCCCGCCUGGUGCCUAUCCUCUUCACCGGCUGCGCCUUUCAAUCCCAAGCCAGCACCUUAACUCACUUGGCGGUCCUCCUUUCAACCCCGCCAUAUCUUGUCAACAUCAACGCCUUGCCGCCAACGCCUGCGAUUUCUACUCCUCGCUCUUCAAUCGGCCGACGAUACCUUGCCGCAAACUACCCUCAUUCGCCGAUCUCCAGCACAGGAACUAUAGUACGGGCUUCCGAGUUGCUGCGAGUCUUUCGAGAUGCCAUGUGAGUCUCACCCUGUGCGCUUAGUAGCAGGCUUGGUCCAGAGUCAGUCUGGUUCAGGGUUCAGCUUGGGAUUGUACAACUUGCAAUACAUGCUGCUGCUGCCAAAAGCUUCCCGGUGUGGUUGACGCAGCUUGUGCGAGCUCAAUCGUUCAUGGGGAAGCUUCUAGGCCAUAUGCAAAGUCAAUUGCAGUCCUGGCAUGUAGAUUGGUUACCCCAACAGCUGCUCAUCGUAAAGAUCACACCACGAUGAAUACAUUCUCCAUUGGUUUUUUUCUGCGAUAUCCUUACACUUUAUUUUUUGUAGCUUAUGCUAACUCUCGAACCAGUCCUUGUUGAGGAUUCCUGGAUUAAUGACCAGGUUUCCACCCACGACAUCUCCGAGCUCGAAGGAUGCGCCAUCGCUGUUGAUGCAACCUAUUACCUGAGCCAGCUUCUCGAAACCCCUCCUGCCCAUGAACCUCUGUUGUCAGCUCUCGGUGGCCUUACUGGGGUCGAAGCACACAUAAACCAGAAUCUCGAUCUCUGGGCAAAGUUCGAGAUUGUCCCUUUCUUCGUCUUCGAUGGCCAGCCCGUAACCGGCCAAGAUGACAUCACUCUGGAUCGUGGCCUGAAGGCCAACAAGAAGACAGAUGAGGCCUGGAACUUGUACUCUCAGGGGGCCGCUGAGGAGGCGGUGACGACCUUCGGUGCUAGCCCAGGUUGGUCAACUUUGGCUCUCAAUUUCGGAAAUCGACCUAACGUGAGGUCAUGAUAGGUGCUUUUCGCAUUCAAAAUCUUUACCCGUUGCUUCAAACGGUUCUGAAGAACCGUAGACUUCACUUCUUGGUUGCGCCCUACACUGCGUGCGCUCAGCUCGCCUAUUUCGAAAUGAUCGACUCAGACCAAUGCUCGGGUGUGAUGGGCUCUCAGGAACUUCUUCUAUACCCUGUCAAGGAUUCUGUCAUUCGGGCAUUCGACUGGGAAGCCAAGGCCGUUUCUGCUAUCUCGAAGAAGAAGGUUAUGCGCAGUCUUACACCCACUGCAAGUGAGCCAAGGUUCAUCGACUCCUUUCUCAUGGCCGGUACAUCGUUCCUGCCUCCAUUCCCUGCUCUUCUGGAAAGCUCUAUAUACUCGGACUACAAUAUUUCGACUGCAGCCAACUUGCUGAGGACUGCAGAAAACAGUGUCGCAACUGCUUGCGCCAGCUUCAACGAUAUACUCCAAAGCAAGGACUCUGGUUGGCUUGACAAGUAUCGCAAGGCAAGAAUGGUUGUCCACCACUUCGUUUACAUCGCUGAGAGUGGCGAGAUCCGUGUAAACGACUAUGAGCACUUGACUAGUGACAACCAUGAGUACCUCGGCCUUCAGUUGCCGGCUGAGCUAUUUCACUACCUCAACACCGGCUUGAUUGGGCCCCGUCUACUGGGCAACAUUACCCACGGUCAACUUCUCAUCCAGCCAACCUUGGACGGAGUUGCCUCGGACGAAUACAAAAAGCUCAUCACUGACAGAAUAGUGCCCAUCAAAGAGCAAGCCCUUUCUCUGUUGAUCCCCAGACUUCACCGAGGUAUCCAGCACAAGAACAUCAAAGUUCGUGUCUGGUUUGACCCCAAAUAUUCUUACACGAUCAACCAUCGCUCUGUGAACCCUCCUCCCUCUCAGAGGGUUGCUAGCUGGAGUGUCAAGGAUGAGGAUCUUCGUGCAUUCUUCCCUGAUGAUUUCGCUGGCCCCGUGUCGCUGGAAGUUUUGUCACUUGUUAACUCCGACUUUGUGGCCAAGACAUUCCCCAAGGAGAGGCCCAUAAAGGGAAUCGACAGCACAGAUAUGGUGACCUCGGUGGCCAUCUGGCGAUUCCUCCACCUGAGAGGAUACGCCAAUGAUGAGCACAAACUUACGCCUUGGGGUAAUGCCUUGGCCAAUACUCUUCUGAUUCUCCAGGACGCCAAGGAGAACCACCCGGACGUGACUGGUCUUCCGGAGGCAGCCCUGGUUGCAUUUGAACUCAUCCGAAACGGACUUUUGACGGGGAAGCACACUGAAGGCCAGGCUGGCCUGCCCCGCAAAGGUUCCUAUGAAGAAAAGGCAACUCUUGUGCUGAUCAGCGAGUGCGCUUCUUUGUUGAAGCUUCGGCACCAGGUUUAUGGAUACACUGGUCCGCUUAACAAAAACCUGCUCAGCUUCUGGUCUUUGGCAUCAGCAGUGAGAGAAGCUGAUCGAGAUCUGGUUGAGGCGAUUGUCGCUUCGAUGUUCUUGUAUGGACAAUCGAAGCGUGAAAGGGAUGACCAAUUGGAAAUCAGUCGACGGUUACCUUUCCAUCAAGAGCCCGAUAUUGGCCUCGGCAUUGCUGUGCGAACCUUCUUCGAUGACGAUGAAGCUGGAGGGGACCAGGAGGCUCGCUUACAGCGGCUGGAAGAGUUUCCUAAGACAUUCGUGCCAUAUGCUGAGUCACUAACUAAGGACUUCCGUGUCGUGCGUGACUUUAUCGAUGCACUCGUUAAGGGCGUUAAAAUGCUGGGUACGGACGAGCUACGUGCGGAAGAUAAGGAUGCAUGGGCCAAGGCCCAGGCAUACCUCGAGGCGCGACCUUUCUAGAGCAUGGCCGAGGCUUGAGGCAUAUAUAAGGCAAAUGUUACAUUAGUGGUCUUUGAUCGUGGCCCCUUUGGUCACAAAACCGUCUUGCAGACUUGGCGGCGUUGGCGCGGGCGGCAUAAAAAGUCAGGGACAUAAAAGUUAUCACAUCAGCAGACGUGUCGAAGGAAUUGCCAGCAGGACUUGUGGGGAUGGGUUGAGAUCGAGUGAGGAGGUGGCGCUGGAGAGCAUGGUUACACGACCCCAGCCAGGCGGCUCCAGAAGUCGUUGGACGAAGCAUCUAAGAUCCUUGUAGAUAUAGCCAGGUUGGUGAUAUCCAACAUGUGGACUAUAUCCAGUCAGGAAAGCUUCUUUCACACACAAUUCAACACGAAAAAAGAAAGAAAAAAAGAGAGGAAAAGUCAGACUACACAACUGGUGGCUUCAUAAGGGACUUAUAAGUGACUAGCGAUUAUAUUGAUAUGAGCGGAGAAGCUCUGCAGUCUAUAUUGGAUAUAAGAUAUCAUUACCAUACCACCACCAUCAACACCUCUCGACAGCUCCCUUAAGAAAGGGUCAGUACCAUAGGCCCAGCCACAGUAAUGUCAUCUGACAAAACGCCCUCCAAAGGCCCAGCACUGGUCAAGGUCACGUAGACGACACCCGCAGCUCCUUGAGGAACUUCACAGCCCUCUCCCUCGGUGAAGGGGGUGAAUUUGGUUCCACCGGGAAGCUGACCUCCAGAAGUGAAGCCACAAUGCGUCGCUCCAGCGGCAGCUUCGGAGGCAAGCUUCACUUUAGUUCCAAUGGCUACAGCCUUGACGUCCUGGCCCUCGGCCAUAGCGAGAGUAGGGAAUGCUUCGAUCUUGAGGUUAGAACCCUCAGGGCAUUCCGUGAUGAAAGGUGCGGCGAGUGAGAAGACUGCCCUAGGUCCAAGGGCGGUAUCGAGAGGUUGAGGAACUGCCUUUGCCUGAGAAAAUAUCCUGAUGGCGGUUUGAUGUCGUGCUUCGACAGUGAGAAUUGCGCCAGCGGUGCCGAGGAUAGCGGGAUCAGAGAGCAGUGGUGCUGCACCCAGGUAGGCCGAGACACCGACACUCUCGAGGAUAGCAGCUGUUGCAACCAUGGCAGCUGGGUCGGCUGUUGCGCCUUUGAAGUCGUAUUUGCACUCUUGGACAGGUGUGAUGCCAUUACCUGCGAGGGCAGACUGAAGGAGGACUACGUGAGAAGCCUCGGUUUUGCCAAUGGCCUUGAUGUCGUCAAGGGUUUGCGUUGAGAGACCGAGAAGGGCGAAAGCCUCGUCGGAGAGGGUUAAGAAAGCCUCGCGGUAGAAGGUGUCUUCAAGAUGCUCCAAUGUCAGGGCGCUGAGCGUGUUAGUUGGGCCGUUUAGUGUGACAGGGCUGGCUAUGCUAUCAAGACUUACAACUGGAGGAUAUCCAAGUCACUGAGGCCAGCAGCAGCAGCGGCGGCAUUCUGGCGCUUGGACAAAUCGUGAUACUGAAGUUGCCUCUUGGUGAACCGAGGGCCAGAAGGCAUCGCCAAAGCCGUGGUAGCGAAGAGGCCGAAGAGAAGAGUCUUGAGAGAUGCCAUGUUAUAUAAUCGAAAGGAACGUGUCGGACCAGCCAGCAAGGAGAGUAAUGUAAACAAGUGUCAGAAGUAAGAAGAAAAAGAUAUUAAACAAUGAGAUUGACCUCAAUUGAAGAAUCGAAU
Fusarium verticillioides 7600 is the source of this 4709-nucleotide messenger RNA. RefSeq lists its product as hypothetical. Lineage: Eukaryota; Fungi; Ascomycota; Sordariomycetes; Hypocreales; Nectriaceae. Gene Ontology annotation, cellular component: nucleus. The record is from RefSeq and is a predicted model, not a curated record. The transcript is spliced from 4 exons. Gene Ontology annotation, biological process: DNA recombination; mismatch repair; DNA double-strand break processing. Bases 1203 to 3026 code for a protein of 607 amino acids. Gene Ontology annotation, molecular function: 5'-3' DNA exonuclease activity; 5'-flap endonuclease activity.